AACGGAGCCAGUCUCUCUCUCUCUCUCUCUCCGGUCUGAAGAGAAGCGGAGGAAGAAGAAACGGGAGAGACAGACAGCCGAAGCCCUCUGCCUGUCUGUCUGCGUGUCGGAGCGGCAGACGGGAAACAACAGAAGAGAAGAAGAAGAAGUUGCUCGGUAGUUUUCCCUCGCGCUCCGGAGGGUCUCGGUGUGAACAUGGAGCGGACUGGAACUUUCCUGCUCUCCGCGGCUCUCUUACUGGUUUCACUGGGACUAACGGGCGCGCGGGCGGACACCUUCAAAGCCUGUCUGUCUGGUCAGUCUCCAGACUGUACUCUGGUCCAGUCCAAAGAGGACGACUUUGACUGGGAGCAAGGAGACACCCGAGACCGACCGGCCAGCAACCCCUGGAUCCCUGCAGGUUCCUCCUUCCUGUUUGUGAACACAUCGGGUCGUUACGGCGGCCAGCGCGCUCAGCUGCUGCUGCCGCCACUCAAAGAGAACGACACACACUGUGUCAGCUUCCUGUUUUACCAGGCAGGAGGCCGCGAGGGAACCACGCCCGCCACGCUCAACGUCUACGUCAAAGAGAACAACAGUCCGCUAGGAGUCCCAGUCUUUAACUCUUCAGGCCCCGCCUACCACAUCUGGAAAGGGGUGGAGCUAGCCGUGUCCACCUUCUGGCCCAAUUACUACCAGGUGGUGUUCGAGGCGGUCAGCACCGGUCAGAGAGGAGUUCUGGCCAUCAAGGACAUUACACUGCAGGGACACCAGUGCAUGAGCACGCCUCACUUCCUGCACAUUAAAGGCGUGGAGGUGAACGCAGGACAGACGGCGACGUUUCACUGCACCGUCAACGGACGACCGCAGAGCAACCUGCUGCUCUACCUGCAGGGGAUGGGCGGUCGUCAGGCGGUCGUCAGGGAAACCAAACCUGUGAACGCUCGCCGUUACGUGGCGAGCUUCGACGUGGAGAACACGACUAAGGGCGACUCCGGACGCUAUCGCUGCAUCGCCCAAUCAGAGCGAGGAGUUGGCGUGUCCUCCUACGCUGACCUCACAGUCAAACAGCCUCCCGUACCGAUCGCCCCUCCUCAGCUCACAGCGGUGGGCGCCACCUAUCUGUGGAUCCAACUCAACGCCAACUCCAUUAACGGAGAUGGACCAAUCGUUGAGAGAGAGGUGGAGUACCGUACCAUGUCAGGCAUGUUGAUCGACACCACGCCCGUCGAUAAGCCCACCCACAAGAUCGGACACUUGGACCCCGACACCGAGUACGAGAUCAGCGUGCUGCUCACCAGACCCCUGGAUGGAGGCACAGGAAACCCCGGACCACCACUCAGAGCCAGGACCAAGUGUGCAGAUCCGAUGCACGGCCCGCGACGCCUCGAGGUCGUCGACAUUCAGUCCAAACAGGUGACGGUACGAUGGGAACCGUUUGGAUACAAUGUGACCCGCUGCCACAGCUACAACCUGACUGUACAGUACCGCUACAGACCUGCAGGGGCCCCCAGCAGGGAGCCGGUGAAGGAGGAGGUGCGGGAGGAGGUGGUGUACGACACUCUGAGCACCGUGCCGCAGCACAUCGUACGUAACCUUCCACCGUUCACCAACGUCAGCCUGAGGCUCGUCCUGAGUAACCCCGAGGGCCGCAAGGAGAGCGAGGAGCUGCUGGUGCUGACGGACGAGGACGUUCCCGGAGCCGUUCCGGUGGAUUCAAUCCUCGGCAGCAGUUACGAGCAGCAGAUCAGUCUGAGCUGGAGAGAACCGCUGCAGACCUACGGCCUCAUACGACAAUACGAGAUCUCCUACAAAGCGCUGAGCUCCUUCGACACAGAGUUCGACCUGUCCAAUCAGAGCGGCAAGGUGUUCAAACCGGCCAAUGAGACGAGUCACAUGUUCAUCGGCCUCUACCCGGGCUCCACCUACUCCUUCACAAUAAGAGCCUCAACAGUUAAAGGCUUCGGACCUCCGGUCAUCACCCAGUUCACCACCAAGAUCUCAGCUCCUCUGAUGCCAGCGUACGAUCAGGAGUCUCCUCUCAAUCAGACCGACUCCUCCGUCACAGUCCUGCUGAAACCAGCUCAGAGCCGAGGAGCUCCAGUCAGUAAGUACCAGGUGGUGGUGGAGGAGGAGCGCCCCCGCAGGCAAAGGAGAGGUACUGCAGAGAUCCUGCGCUGUUAUCCGGUGCCCAUUCACUUCCAGAACGCCACGCUGCUCAACUCUCAGUAUUACUUCAGUGCAGAGCUGCCGAUGAGCGAGCUGAGAGCGCCGAUGCCCUUCUGUAUCGGUGAUAACCGGACCUACAGCGGUUACUGGAACGCUCCUCUGCUGCCUCAUAAGAGUUAUGGGAUCUACUACCAGGCUGUCAGCACUGCUAACGGGGAGACGAAGAUCGACUGUGUGCGGGUGGCCACUAAAGCCGCUAUAAUCGUCACCCAGCUCACCACGCCGUACAUUCGAAUCGCGCCGGCGGCUGGCGACAAGCAGCUAACAGGAGCUGCGACCAGGAAACCAGAACCAGAGCAGGAGAAACAGUCGGAUCACACGGUGAAGAUCGCUGGAGCCAUCGCCGGCAUCCUGCUCUUCAUCAUCAUCUUCCUCGGGGUCAUUCUGCUGAUGAAGAAACGGAAGUUGGCGAAGAAGAGGAAGGAAACUCUGAGCUCCAGACAGGAAAUGACUCUGAUGGUCAACAACUCCCAACACACAACCAUGGUGGACACACACACACACUCACUGAAUGGACGGACUGUGUCGUCUCCGUCCUCCUUCACCCUGAAGACAAACACCAUCAGCACCACCGUCCCCAACUCCUACUACCCAGAUCCCUUCGUUCCGACGGCCAUUCUGGUGCCCAUUAAUGACGAUAGUCACACUAUGACCAGUGAAACCAGUAGCCUGGUCCAGUCCCACUAUAAGCAGCGGGAGUCGGAGCGGGAGGCGUUGCCCUAUCAGACGGGUCAGCUGCAUCCAGCCAUCCGAGUGGCCGACCUGCUGCAGCACAUCACCCAGAUGAAAUGUGCCGAAGGCUACGGCUUCAAGGAGGAGUACGAGAGUUUUUUCGAGGGACAGUCGGCUCCGUGGGAUUCGGCCAAAAAGGACGAGAACCGCAUGAAGAAUCGCUACGGAAACAUCAUCGCCUACGACCACUCUCGUGUGCGUCUGCAGCCUCAGGACGGAGAGAGCGGCUCCGACUACAUCAACGCCAACUACGUCGACGGCUACCACAGACCCAAUCACUACAUCGCUACCCAAGGUCCCAUGCAGGAGACUGUGUACGAUUUCUGGCGGAUGGUUUGGCAGGAGAACACCGCCGCUAUCGUCAUGGUAACCAACCUGGUGGAGGUGGGGCGGGUGAGUCCACACGCACACACACACACACGCACACACACACACACACACACACACACACACACACCUGCACACACACACACACACACACAUGUUGUGUACUGGCCAGGCGACACAGAGAUCUACGGCGACAUGAAGGUGACGCUGAUCGAGACUCAGCUGCUGUCAGAGUACGUGAUCCGGACCUUCGCUGUGGAGAAGAGGGGUGUGGCGGAGAUCAGGGAGAUCCGUCAGUUUCAUUUCACCGGCUGGCCCGAUCACGGCGUGCCGCUCCACGCCACCGGCCUGCUGGGCUUCAUCCGCCGAGUCAAAGCCAAAACCCCGCCCACCGCCGGCCCCACCGUGGUCCACUGCAGUGCGGGGGCGGGGCGUACAGGUUGUUUCAUAGUGAUCGACAUCAUGCUGGACAUGGCAGAGAGAGAGGGCGUGGUCGACAUCUACAACUGCGUCCGAGAGCUGAGAGCACGAAGGGUUAACAUGGUCCAGACUGAGGAGCAGUACGUCUUCAUCCAUGACGCCAUCUUGGAGGCGUGUCUCUGCGGUGACACAGCGAUUCCAGCCAAUCAGCUGCGGUCGGUUUAUUACGAGAUGAACCGAUUGGAUCCUCAGACCAACUCCAGUCAGAUCAAAGAGGAGUUCAGGACUCUGAACAUGGUGACGCCCACGCUGCGGGUGGAGGACUGCAGCAUCGCUCUGUUGCCUAGAAACCACGAGAAGAACCGCUGCAUGGACGUGUUGCCUCCGGACCGCUGCCUGCCGUUCCUCAUCACCAUCGACGGAGAGAGCUCCAACUACAUCAACGCUGCGCUGAUGGACAGCUACAAGCAGCCGUCAGCGUUCAUCGUUACCCAGCAUCCUUUGCCCAACACGGUGAAGGACUUCUGGCGUCUGGUCCUCGACUACCACUGUACGUCCAUCGUCAUGCUGAACGACGUCGACCCCGCACAGCUGUGUCCUCAGUACUGGCCGGAGAACGGCCUCCAUCGUCUCGGCUCCCUGCAGGUGGAGUUUGUCUCUGCAGAUCUGGAGGAGGACGUCAUCAGCCGCAUCUUCAGGAUCUACAACACAGCCAGGCCGCAGGACGGGUACCGCAUGGUGCAGCAGUUCCAGUUCCUGGGCUGGCCGAUGUACCGGGACACGCCCGUCUCCAAGCGCUCCUUCCUCAAACUGGUUCACCAGGUGGACAAAUGGCAGGAGGAGUACGACGGAGGAGAGGGACGCACCGUGGUCCACUGCCUGAAUGGAGGAGGUCGCAGUGGGGUUUUCUGCAGCAUCAGUAUCGUGUGUGAGAUGUUGCGACAGCAGCGAUGCGUCGACGUCUUUCACGCCGUUAAAACGCUGAGAAACAACAAACCAAACAUGGUGGAUCUGCUGGAACAGUAUAAGUUCUGUUAUGAAGUUGCUCUGGAGUAUCUCAACUCUGCUUAGCCUCAACAAGAGACUCCUCUUCAUCCUCCUCCUCCCUCAGUGAUGAUGCUGCACACAGUCUGACAGGAGGAAGAGGAGGAAGAAGAGGGAGAGGAGGUCUACUACUGACUGAAGGUGAAGAGGAGGAGGAGGAGAAGAAGGAGGACUGACAGAGGGGAAGUGAGGAAGAGGAGGAGGAUGUUUUUGCACUGCCUUGUUUGACUGCGAGCUGCGGACACACUGAACGUGAUUCUCACAUGCGUCACUUUGUUGUGUUGAACCUGUUUUUCUAUUAUUGUUUUUGACGUAUUGAUGAAACUAAAGGAACCAAAACAAGCUUCAACACAUCUGUGCUCCUGGUUUUUGUUUGUUGCAUCAGACUCACAGGAUCUACCUGAACUCACCUGUGUCAACGAGAAGAAAAAACCUGUCCCGAUGCACUCGAACUCAACGCCUCUUACUUCCUGUUUCUUUGUGUCCGUUUCGACAAAAAUCCUCCUCCAGGAGCAAAGCCGUGGCUUUAAGACAAAUAACUUCUAUCUGCUUAAACCUUCAGUUCGUGUCAAAACAUGCCGCCAUAUUUCAGCUUCUGUAAAAUUUUGCCAAAUUGUUUAAAACCUUAAAAUUCUACUGAAGUGCAUUGCAUAAAGAAGAAAAACUGGAGCCCUCAUCUCGUAAUUAGAUUUUAUAAUUAAUAAAGGAUCUGGUAAUCGCGACGAUUAUGUAGAAAAGGGCGUUUAAAGGUGACAGGGACCCUUGCAUGAAUUGAGAAAUGGUUGUCGGUGAUGGAAGCACAGAGGAUUCACUGGGCUGAGUUUGGUCCUUUAAAGAUGACGGAUAUUAAAUCUGCCUGCUGGCUCCCAGCAGGAGGAGAAGUCAAAUAAAUAUUGUAUAAAUUAUCAGAAUGAGUUCAGUUUAAGAGCGUUUUCAUGUUUUCAUUCGCUUCCUCAGGAAGGACGACGUCACAUCUGAUUGGUCGUGGAGCAACAUUACAUCAGAGCCAGGUUUAAAUUAGUGCUGAAACGAUUAAUCGAUUAAUCAGUUUGUUGAUCAAGAGAACGUAUCACCAUCUAUUUUAAUAAUUGACUGUUCACUAAACCCCUCCCCCAAACAGUGAUUGUCCAAUCAUAGCUUAGCAACAGUAACUAGCUACAGCAGUGACUAGCAGUUUGUGUAAGGAAUUAAUUAAACUGUAUCUCCUCUAAUGUACGCUGCUAAUGUUAGCAUGUCUGGCUAACUAGCUGACUACCUACUGUAGUAACCUAGUGUCACUUCUAAACCUGAGAGUUUAGCAUAUCAUUAUUAUUUUUACAUUUUUCUUACUUACUAGGACGUCUUUUUUCUUUAUUUCCAUGUCUUCUACAUGGAUCAUCAACGGGUGAGAACAAUGACUGUUUACCUGCCUCAGUCUGUUAGCAUAUUAUCACGUAUGUCCCCCCAAGUGCAUUUCAUUUCUAAUUUAUAAGGACAGUGUACAUUAAUCAACAUUUCUGUGAAUGUGCCAGAGUUAGUCAGCAACAAUCAGCAGGCUCAAAUCAUGCAAAGACACAGCAAGCAUAUUUCAGACUUUUACAAGGUUCUCCUUUUAAAGCAAGUUAUCUGAAAACAUUCAAAAGUCCUAAUGGAGCUAACGUUAGCUUACUUAACUAGCUAACUACAGCUGAUAAAUCUGUUAGCGACAGUUGUCAUUUCUGUAAAAUCAACAGCCGUCAGUUAGAAGCUGUUUGUUUACUUCUGUGUGAAAUCAAGGGCCCAUUGUUUCAUAAACUACUGUGAGUUUUGAUGGUAAAUCUGCACCGUUAUCACUGUAAACUGUUCGUGUGCAGCACGAGAAUGAGUGAUUGACAGGUUAGCAACAGUAAUGAAGGGGGCGGGGCUUAGAGAACGGUCUGUACAGCUGAGUGUCGUCAGCGUACGCUGAUCUCAGAGAUUGUUUCUGCGACCGAAAGGCAGCAGAGAAAGAACCGAGCCUUGUCGAACACCGUAUAUUAAAGGCGCUGCUGAUGAAAUUUACUCAUGAGGACACAGAAGGUUUGGUCGCUAACACUCAGUUCGAGAUGAAGAAGCCGGAACCAUAAACACCAAACGAUUAAUCGAAUAUUUGAAAAACUAAUCGAGAGACUAAUUGAUAAUGAAAACAAUCAGUUGCAGCCCUGAUUUAAAUCCUGAUGAAUAAACAUUAUCUGUGUUGAGCUCAACAGGUCGUUCUUGUCCUGACGACACAACCUCAACUCAAGGUCCACUUACUUGUGUUUCUUCGAGAGCUUUCAGCCAUAUCACAGAUUGAGUUUGCGCAGCUGCCAGUGUGGUGAGAAGUCCUAGAGGAGCUCAGAAUGACAGAAAGAUUGAACAUCUACAUUUCCACGGCAACUGUGUAUACUCAAUCUGCUGAUGAGGACUAUGUGAUAUGGUCAAGAGCACUGGAAGAAGCGAGUAAGUAAACUUUGAGUUGAGAUUCUUUUGUCAUCAUCUGUGUUUUUUGUCUUUCUGCUGAUAAACAUAAAGAUAUACAAAGACAUACAGACGUUUAUGUCAAGAGUCACUGUCCGUCCAUCUGUCUGUCGUCUUCUGUGGUGUUUGAUCUUUACUGCUGCACAUUAAAAAGCGAACUGGACCGGAAACAUCCGACCACAUCGUCCUCAGUUUGAACCCUGGUUUGAUUUCUCCUCAGCAGCUGGAUGAUGCUGGUUGGUGGUUUUGUUUCGGAGAGAGAUCGAGGAAAGCUGUUAAUAAUGUAAAUAGAGCAGGGGGAAGCAGGAAGAAGAAUAUUUAUUCCUUCAGUUGUUCUCAGUGUUGAUGUCGUCGUCGUUCUUGUGAAGCACACAGAGAGAGACAAUCAUGUCGGAUGAUUUUAAUGUUCCACUCUCAGAACUGCGGUUAGACCUGGACACGACCUAACCCUGGUAACGUAUGGCUCUGGGUUAGUCUAACCCUGGUGGCGUACAGCCCUGGGUUAGUCUAACCCUGGUAACAUAUGGCCCUGGGUUAGUCUAACCCUGGUGGCGUACGGUUGUGGUUUAGUCUAACCCUGGUGGCGUAUGGUUGUGGUUUAGUCUAACCCUGGGGGCGUAUGGUUGUGGUUUAGAUUGAACCCUGGUGGCGUACGGCUCUGGUGCUGAUGAGAACAUUAUUGUAAUGAAAACUUUUAUUUAUGUUGUAUGAUUCCAAAAUACUACAAUUAAAAAUCUGUAUACACUCUUCAA
Molecule: messenger RNA, 7940 nt
Organism: Siniperca chuatsi (mandarin fish)
Lineage: Eukaryota; Metazoa; Chordata; Actinopteri; Centrarchiformes; Sinipercidae
Product: receptor-type tyrosine-protein phosphatase mu-like
Exons: 38
Coding region: 196-4758 (1520 amino acids)
Biological process (GO): protein dephosphorylation
Cellular component (GO): membrane
Molecular function (GO): protein binding; protein tyrosine phosphatase activity
Source: RefSeq, a predicted model, not a curated record